AUGUGGGCACCGAAACUUGAGACCAUCAGGAUAAGGGGAUGUUGGAGCCUUAGGCGCCUACCUGCCGUCGGACACAACACUAAGCCGCCCAAGGUGGACUGCGAGAAGGAAUGGUGGGACAACCUUGAGUGGGAUGGGUUGAGGAUGUACCACCACCCUUCUCGCUACGAGCCGAACCACUCACUGUACUACAAGAAGGCUCAGCUGCCCAGAGGCACUGUACUCAGGUGA
Molecule: messenger RNA, 231 nt
Organism: Triticum turgidum subsp. durum (durum wheat)
Lineage: Eukaryota; Viridiplantae; Streptophyta; Magnoliopsida; Poales; Poaceae
Source: the annotation of a GenBank genome assembly